Messenger RNA from Scutellospora calospora, 356 nucleotides. The record is from the annotation of a GenBank genome assembly. Lineage: Eukaryota; Fungi; Glomeromycota; Glomeromycetes; Diversisporales; Gigasporaceae.
AAGAUCCUACACUAUUUUUUACAAAUGAUAUAUUUGAUAGUCAUAUCGGCCUAGCAAUUAAUAUAGAUUGGUUUCAACUAUUUGAUUAUACAGUUCAUAGUACUGGAGUAAUUUAUGGAUUAGUUGAUUUUGCUUUCAGUAUAGAUUUACUAGCAAUAUUUGAAUAUAAAAAAGGAUGCAAAAUUUAUAUCGCAUUAAUUCUAUCAUCAAAUGAUAUUCCAGCUGCAAGAAAGAUUUGUGAUAAUGCAAGUCAUACAUUUAAUCCAGUAGAUAUAACAAAAUAUUUUAAUGCAGCGAAAGAAUGGUUAAAUUGUACAAAUAAACAGGAAAAAGAUGAUCAUGUAUCUAAAACGGGA